Messenger RNA from Anisakis simplex (herring worm), 372 nucleotides. The record is from the annotation of a GenBank genome assembly. NCBI's taxonomy places the organism in Eukaryota, Metazoa, Nematoda, Chromadorea, Rhabditida, Anisakidae.
AUGGGGGCGCGAACGAUCGUGAAUAUCGCGUCCGCGGCCAGUGGUGCCGUUAUAAUUGCGUCGUUGAUCGUUUGUGGAGUGCUUUUCAAUGAUUUGAACACACUCUACAGCGAUGUUCUUUCGGAUAUGGAUGACUUUAAGACAUUGGCGAACGAUGCAUGGGAUGAGAUCAUGUCGGUGCAUGGAAUGAUCAAAGGGGCACAUGAGAAGAGCGCUAAAGAUCUGUUCUCUGAACUGAUCUCGCACGGUGGACGUGCCAAGCGACAGGCCAAUUGCGCAUGCGCAGCCAGAGCAGCUAACUGCCCACCAGGCCCACCAGGACCACAAGGAGAUCCUGGACCACCUGGAGGUGAGAGCUUCAACUCGUUUUGA